Molecule: messenger RNA, 1188 nt
Organism: Closterium sp. Naga37s-1
Lineage: Eukaryota; Viridiplantae; Streptophyta; Zygnematophyceae; Desmidiales; Closteriaceae
Source: the annotation of a GenBank genome assembly
AUGAAUUCUGUCCUUUCCUUCAUCUACUUUCUCUUCUUCCCCUUCUUUCCUCUUCUUCCCCUUCUUUCCUCUUCUUCCCCUUCUUUCCUCUUCUUCCCCUUCUUUCCUCUUCUUCCUCAACCCCCCUCUCGCCACAUUGUCAGCACUACAGUGGUUGCUGACUGGAGCCACUCCAACCUCUUUUCUGACACGUCAGCGGACUGCGAUUUCAGCGAUGACGAGGAUUACAGUGAUGCUGACAAGGACGGGCACAGCGCGUUUGGCGGCAAAUCACGCGCCACCAAGUCGGCGUCACGCCAGGACGGGUCGAAGAAGUCUGCGUGGUCGAACGCGCUCUCAUCUAGGUGUGCUGACGUGGCAUGGGGUGGGGCAUGGGGUGUGGCAUUGGGUGGGAAAUGGGGUGUGGCAUGGGCGGCAUGGGGUGGGACAUGGAGUGAUGACGGAGAGGGGAAUUUGGACUAUGGGGUUAUGGAGGAUGAUGACGUGGCGAUGGGUGAUGCCAGCCUGGCAUCUGGUGGUGGCGGUCUUACUGGUGCUGGUGGUGGUCGUCGUGGUUCGAAGCGGCAUCGUGAUGGGGGUGCAGAGGGGGAAGGGGAGGAUUCGGGAGAGGGGAAUUCGGACUAUGGGGAUAUGGAGGAUGAUGACGUGGCGAUGAGUGAUGCCAAUAUGGCAUCUGCGAGGGCUGCUGAGCUGGCGUUUGGCCGGCGGAUCCACAGCGGAGGAGGGGCAACAGGAGGAGGAGGUGAAGGAGGAGAAAGAGGGGUUGCUGGUGCUGGUGGUGGUGGUGGCAGGAAAAAGGCUAAGGUUGAUUCAGGCCAGGCCAUUCCUUCUGGUAAGGAUAAACGUGGCGGGAAGAAGCAGACUGGUAGUGGUAGCGGGUGGUCUUAUACAGGGGAUGGACAUGCCGCAGGCAGCGGGCGGCGUGCGGGAGGCGAUGUGAAGAAGGAAGGGAAGCUGGAGCCUCACGCAUACUGGCCGUUGGAUGCAAAGAUGCUCAAUCGGAGGGCUGGGAAGCUGGCAGCGGCACGGAGGGGAAUGACCAGUGUGAUGGGGGCGGGGGGGAAGAAGGGGGGAGGGGGAGCGGCAGGGCCCUCGCUAUCAGACAUUUUUGUCUGUUUUUCUGAGAAAUCAGACAGAUUUUUUUUCACUCAUCUGAUUUUCAAGAAAUGGGUUUAUUAUGCCGCCUGA